GCUAACGGAUUAUAAAGGGGGAGAUUUAGAAAAUUGACCGCCAAUGAGUGGAAAUCAUCGGAAUACUACAGCGCAUAAGGGAGGAAUAAGAUAAAUUUUAUUGACACAUCAAAAUCCUCCUAUUCCCCCUCCCCCCGGAUAUGAAUAACGACAAGUCCCCCAGUACAAGAAUGACGAGUAACAACCCUUUUAACGAGUUUUUUAAAAAAUAAGAAGCCUGACUUCAUUAAGUAAACACAUUUAAAUUUAGGUAAAGUAAAUAAUUCUCGGAAUCCAAGCUAGCCUGACUAAAAGAAAAACUUAAUUUUGAAAAAAAAAGGCCUUUAGACAGGAGUAUUUUGCAGAAUAUCUGCUCAUGUAGAAUUAAUCAACGGUUACUCGCUUUCUUGGAAGUGCGGUUCUUCAACGAAUGGUUUUGAACGAUCUGAUUAUAAAUUCUUCUUUUAGCUGCUAAAUGUUUUCUCGAAAAUUAAUUAAGAGAACUUGGUGUUAGAUCAAGACAAGAACGCUUUAGCUGGUGUGUUUGUCUAUUAUCAUCACCUUUAAGUUAGAUAUCGUGUUCGCGUUGUCAGGAGAAGUUGGGUCAUAGCCUUUUAACUCCCAUGAGUGACCAAAACAGAAUUUCUCCUCAUAACAUCAAUACAAUAUUAAGUUGAAAAGUGAUGAGAAUAAAGAAAAAUAUCAAUUAGGGGAUUAUCACUAGAUCCAAUACCAAAUUCUCCAAACUAACAAUGUAAGAACUAUAUGCCAGGCAGUAAGGAGAAUUACUCGUCAGAUCUUGGGAUUGAAAGGGCUAAUUCCUUCACCACUGUAAGGGUUAAUUUAGAACUGCAGUAAAAACCACAGUCUUCCGUCGCUCAAUACCACAGUGCUUACGAGAGAAAUCUAAAUCACGAAUCAAUUAAAUGGGUGAAAAGGGUCUUGUUAUCUUUCCAAGGAUAUUUUCAACUCAGCAGAAUGGACACUUAUCUAACAAGUUGGCUUGUGUACCUACUCUUUAUGACAAAUUUUGCGAUUUGUGAGAAAGCUAAAAUUGACAGGACAGAAAUCGCCAAUGGCACAGACGUUUUGGCUAAGCUUUUGAAUAAAACCUGUUACGACAAAAACGCCAGACCCCAGGCAGGAGGGGAGCCAGUCACUGUAAGUCUCAGCAUGGCGGUUCAAUCUUUUACAAAUAUAAAGGAAUCUAAUAUGGAAUUUACAACGUCAAUGUUCUUACGUCAGGAAUGGGUCGACUUAAGAUUAGCACACAAGUUGAAUGGGACGUUGCCGGUGAGAGGCGUUGAUGUGCAGAAAAUAUGGCGUCCAGACACUUACUUCACCAACAUGAACGAUUAUAAGUUGUACGAGGACAAUCAACUGGCUCUGAUAUCAAGCAACGGUAGAGUUUACUUUAGUUCGAGGUUAGUUGUAGCUGCCUCCUGUCGAAUGUAUUUACAAAAGUUUCCCACAGACGUUCAAAAGUGCAGCCUUGUUCUUGAAAGUUUUGCCUUUACCAGAGACAUGGUGGAAUAUCGAUGGCAGUACCCCAAACCAGUGAAUAUCCUCGAUAUGGAGCUGGCAGAAUUUGAUUUGACCAAAACUGAAUAUAUUAAGAGAGAUGUGGAGUAUGUAGCAGGUAAAUACCGUGACAUGAUCGUAACCUUCACAUUCAGUCGUCGGAUCGGUUACUACCUAAUUAACUUCUACGUUCCUUGCAUCAUCAUGGUUAUUAUGAGCUGGAUUGUGUUUUGGAUUGAUCGAGACAACAUUGGCGACCGAAUAGCUCUCGGGAUCACGACCGUCCUCACAAUCGUAUUUUUACUGGGUUCCAGUAACAGCACUAUGCCCCGAGUCAGUUACCCGAAGGCUAUCGACUGGUACAUGAUGACUUCGUUCAUCUUCGUGUUUAUGUCGCUAAUCAUGUGUCUGUUGAUCUUCCGGUUUGAUCGAAAGAAGAACAAAGAGCAGCGCCCGCCGAGGUCGGUCAGCGGUGAACCUCCAGCUGAGGCAAUUUCGAUGCAGAUAUCAGAAGAGCCAGACAUUCGGAGCCGUGUUUCAUACUACGUGGCAGACUCUCAAGGAGCUGUGUAUCCAAUCGUUCGCAGCGUGUCUGGUCUCAAAAAGAAAACCCUCUUAACGCCACGCUUUCCCAAGAGGCUUUGCGGACUGCCGGUGAAAGUCACCCGAGAUAACCUUGGAGUGGCGCUAAACAAUCUCUGUAGAUUUCUCUUUCCAUCCUCGUUUCUCUUGUUCAAUCUUGUGUAUUGGGUUGGCAUAGCCUAAGUUUGUUGGGAACCAAGAAAGAGAAAAAGCUUUUGAAUGUAUAUCUUUGUCACGCACCCUGGUGAUGGGCUUGAAAAGUCGGCUAUGGUUUGGUUAACAAGUUGAGUUUUUUAUUUCUCGUAUCGGUAAAGUUCCUCGUUUUCAUAUGAAAAAGUUCGGUUCUGUUUACUGAAUGAGAAAGCCCAAUUAUUAAAAGUUAAAACAUGUUACGUCGGUUAUAUUAUUCUUCGAUAAGUUCAACAUCUGGGUAUUCAUUCUAAACGAACUUUUUACACUGAGGAUUAAAAAAAAAAAGAAAAAAAUCGAACUUUCCGUAUAUAACUCACAAGAUCUGAUCGUCAAUUUUCCCCUCUAGCCGCUGUACAUUUCCUUGUAAAUUAGUUACGAAAAUUUGGUGUCAGAUCAAGAUAACAACUUUUACCUGAUAAGUUUGAGUAUUCUCAAUUCCGGAUUGUAAGAUAAACUAUGGGUAAUUUAGGGAGAAGCUGUGUGUUAACCACUUCUAGAAGUUAAAGGGUUAAGUUCCAAGGGUAGAUAGAUCUAAACACACUCAAGCUAUCCUAAGAAACGCCUCUAUACGAGAUAACAUAAAAGCAAGUUUGACUUUUGAUCGUGGAUAAGUGCAAAACACCUUUCGAGAAACUAACCCCAUAAAAUGGACUGAAGAACAGCUCUACUGAGUCUUAUAGAGUUCAAUAUGAGGGGAUGAUUUUACAGUCGACUAUCGAUCCAGACAAUUCAGAUCAACACUCUUUGCUUAACAAGACACGUCUCUGAAUCUGAACUUCUAAGGCCUACAAAAUGAAAAUUUUAAACUG
Molecule: messenger RNA, 3083 nt
Organism: Pocillopora verrucosa
Lineage: Eukaryota; Metazoa; Cnidaria; Anthozoa; Scleractinia; Pocilloporidae
Product: glycine receptor subunit alpha-3
Biological process (GO): signal transduction; regulation of membrane potential; nervous system process
Cellular component (GO): synapse; neuron projection; plasma membrane
Molecular function (GO): chloride channel activity; transmitter-gated monoatomic ion channel activity involved in regulation of postsynaptic membrane potential; excitatory extracellular ligand-gated monoatomic ion channel activity
Source: RefSeq, a predicted model, not a curated record